This is a messenger RNA of Trematomus bernacchii (emerald rockcod), 3309 nucleotides long. RefSeq lists its product as uncharacterized. Gene Ontology annotation, cellular component: protein kinase 5 complex; cytoplasm. The transcript has 2 exons. The coding region runs from base 573 to 1571 and encodes 332 amino acids. Gene Ontology annotation, biological process: brain development; positive regulation of cyclin-dependent protein serine/threonine kinase activity; activation of protein kinase activity. The record is from RefSeq and is a predicted model, not a curated record. NCBI's taxonomy places the organism in Eukaryota, Metazoa, Chordata, Actinopteri, Perciformes, Nototheniidae. Gene Ontology annotation, molecular function: cyclin-dependent protein serine/threonine kinase activator activity; protein kinase binding.
CACAGCUGCACCGGGGACCGGGAUCAGAACCGGGGGAAGUCAGAGGAGACUUUACGCUCCGAGAUGGAAAACAUUGAAAAGACUCUUUGAAAGUUUACAUUUCGGACAUGGAGACAGAAGCGAACAGACAAAUAAUCACAACAACGUCCGCCUGAGGUUCGGUGCAGCGGAGGAUGACACCGGCACCGCCUGGCGAGCACCGACGCGUUGAUCCACACUUCCACAUCUCUGGAGAAGAGUAGGUCAAAGCAAAGAGCGACUGUCUGCCUCUGAUUCUGCAGAAGGACCAGCAUCCCUCUCUCUGCCAGCUCUGCUUACCGGCUGCGCAAACAGCGCGCUUGUUUUACGCUCCUUUAUAUCUUUGCACCAUCGCGGACUGCGGCAAAACACAAACCCGGACAUAUCGUUCAAACAGGUCUCUGCAGCCACGCUCGUUCAAACAUGACUGCCCUCUUGUCUUCAUGCUGUUUCCCUGAUGAGAGUUCACAUCGCCUGCUGGAUAGGAAGUAAAAGAGCUUUGCUACAAACUCUCUAAACAGCAUCAGCAAGGCAGUAUAAUCUGUGGACUCACCAUGGGCACUAUCCUAUCCCUGUCCCCCGGCUUUCGGAAGUCAGGCUACUAUGACAACCGUCCGGGCUCGCUCAGCCACUACCCGAGCAUCAGCAGCCGCUCCCUCAACAGCCAGAAAGAGCGCGGGCUGAAGAGGGGGCAGUCCAUCUUCCUCCCGGCGCUGACAUGGAAGCGACUGGUGGCUUCAACCAAGAAAAAGGGUAACUCCAAGAAAGGCUCCGGUGGUCAAAUGGCCCUCGGGGACCCUCUCAACAACAACAACAACAUCAACAUCAACAUCUACCAAAAGGACCCCUUGUUGCACCUCAACCGCGAAAAUGUGAAGAAGUCGUUGUCCUGUGCCAACCUGUCCAGCUACGAGGGCCCAGCAGGUCUGGGUCUGGGGCUCGGCUACGGCAUGGGGCUGGGCCAGGGCCACGGAUACGGCUACAGCAAAUCACAACUGCUCUCCUCUGUGAAAAAAGUUCCCCAAGGGACGGUGACGUCGUCCCCAAAGCGCGUCAUCGUCCAGGCGUCCACCAGCGAGCUGCUGCGCUGCCUGGGGGAGUUCCUGUGCUGUCGCUGCUACCGGCUGAAGCUCCUGGCCCCCGCCGACCCGGUGCUGUGGCUGCGGGCCGUGGACCGCUCGCUGCUGCUGCAGGGCUGGCAGGACCAGGCCUUCGUCACGCCCGCCAACGUGGUCUUCGUCUACAUGCUGUGUCGAGACGUGGUGGAUGGCGACGUUGUGUCGUCGGAGCACGAGCUGCAGGCCAUCCUGCUCACCUGCCUCUACCUGUCCUACUCCUACAUGGGCAACGAGAUCUCGUACCCGCUCAAGCCCUUCCUGGUGGAGGCGGGUAAGGAGGCCUUCUGGGACCGCUGCCUCGCCAUCAUCAAUGCAACCAGUGCUAAGAUGCUGCGCAUCAACGCGGACCCGCACUAUUUCACACAAGUAUUUGCUGAACUCAAGAGUGAGGGCGGCUGCGGCCCUCAGGACUAUAGUCGGUUGCUGGAUCGGUGAGAAGAACUUUGCUGAUCACAUGCCUUUUUGUACACUCAUGCACAUGUAUACUUGCACACUGAAGCAUACAUGUGCCUCAUCGGAUUCCUUUUCUUCUUCUGCUGGAGGAAUAUCGGCCUAUCUGUAAUACAUUUAAUGAUUCUAUCUCUGUUCUCCCUUGCAUCUUCAACAAAAAGGAAUUAUAAACAUUCUCCCCAAGAUAAUUGGCAUAAAAGAAGCUCACAGUUUUUCUUUUCUUUUCCUUGUCCUGGAAUAUCCACCUGAGUUUACUUGAAUUGAAGAACCAUUUGGCCCAUCUGUCCCGUACGUGGUCCCAGCUGCUUCUCUGGAUCUGCACAACCAGGCCUCCUAUCCUCUAUGAACUUCUCUGAAUGUGCUCAAUCAGUGCUUAGGACAAUAGGAUGCCAUCAUCCCUCCACCAAUACCAUCAAGGAUUCUUCAACAGUUGCAUUCUAAACGUCGGAGUGGAUUCACAGAAGAAUAAAACAGACAAUAUAAUCCUCCGAGGCCAAGUUACAUUUUCCAGGGCAACAAGAGGAGACAUGUUGACAUCCGCUGCUGGCUAAGCCCCAUGUGGCAGCAGUGAGAAGUGAGUCAGAGUGACGGGGACAGCUGAGAGGUCCAUGUUAGGUCCUGCUGUGUGGUCAGUAAAGCAGAGCGGAGUUUUGUGGAGCCUUUUGAGGGGCGUCUGGCUUGAGGGGACAGUUGCUGUUUUUUUUAUCGUUACUCAUUCGAGCCUGCAUCUGUGUUUCCAUUUUAUCUCAGGAGACUCUCCUGGUGGAAGCAUAAUUUGAGAUGGAUGUGUGUGUGUGUGUGUGGGGGGGGGCAGCCAUGGUCAUCAGCUGUUCGCUCCAUCCUUUGUCCCCUGCAUCUUGUUGACAGAGCACCCACAGGCUGUGGUAUUAAUGAGAUUAGCAGAUUACUGCAGCCCCUCCCCUCCUCAACCUCUGCCCCCUUCUUGUCCACUCGGCAGCCCUGCAGAGCUUCAGUGGCUAAUCCAGGCCAGGCUGGACCGUGCUGGACUGUAACACACAAACAAACACUUUUACCUUGUUGUGUGCUCUCUAUUCACUUUGGUGCAUGGAUGAAACGUUGCGUGACACACGUGUGCAGCUCAGGGUCCAGAGCAGAGGCACUGAAGCUCUCAGUUGUUUAAGAGCUUUAUUGUGUUUUUGCUGAAUUUGUCCCACUUUCUCAUCAGUCCCAUCCUCAUCAUCCUCAACAGGCCUGUUCUACCUCUCAAUCAACCAUUGGCAUUUUUGCUUCAAUGCCUUUAAUCUCAUCCCGUGUGAUUUCAUGUGUUUUCAGAGGUAGUCACAGAUGAGCCCAAGGUUUGGCAUAAUUGUUUCACUGAAUAAUAUAUGAAGAUACAAAAAAAAAAGGUUUGCUGGAUUUUGUGUCCCAAACAUUCAAAAGUUGUUAAAUUUCCCAAAAGGACCCAGAAGUUGGCAGAUUAUGUUUUGGCUGUAAUUUAAUUUCGAACGCAAAAAAUAGUAGAUGAACGGGGGAAAGCACAAAUGAACUGCACAUAUUUGCACCAGAUUGGUGUGACCGGUUACUAGUUUAACCAAAGAUUUUUUCCAAUGAAAAAGUGAAAUGUAAACCUUUAUUUACAAGAAAAAGGCUAUAUGAAAGAAAUUGGUUAUAUUCAGCUUGUCUCCUUCUCUUUUUAUCCUCUUAAUGCAGGGAUCUCAAACUCAAGGCCCGGGGGCCAAAUCCGGCCCGCGACUUCAUUUUA